CAUUGGUUGUUUCAAAAUUGCACAAGGAAAAUAUUCGAUCAAAUAUUUCUGUUGAAUAAAUAAAUAUUUUGGUAGACACUAAAUUGAAAAUGGCUUACGAAAGGUCUAAUCUAACCCAGCACGAAAUGGAGAAGAUUCAAAUGGUUUUUGCUCAAUUUGAUAAGGACAGUGAUGGUAGGCUCACCGAGUUGGAAUUCAAUACUUCAAUGUAUGUGCUUGGUGAGAACCUCAGUCAUGAGGAACUACGUUCAAUCUUAAAUUCUUUCGAUAAAUCUGGCGAAGGUUUUAUUGAUAUUGAUCAGUUUAUCUUGAUAAUGGAACAAAGGAAGCGUGACAAUGAAUCGUUAUUAGAAAUUGAGAAGGCGUUCAAGCUUUUUGACAAGGAUAACAACGGUUUUAUAUCUAUGCCUGAACUAAAACGUGGUAUGACUUCUAUUGGUGUUUAUUAUACUGAAGGCGAGCUUUGUGAUAUGCUAUAUGCGGCCGACACUGACAAAAAUGGUAAAAUUGAUUUUCUAGAAUUCGCUGAGAAGAUAAUGCCCGUCAUAAGGUCUGUCAGGAACAGCGCCAACUCUCUCAAAAAUCUCAAAUAAUUAAUUUUAUAGUGAUUUUAUAACGAUUCAGCGACUGUUAUGAAACAGGUCACAGCUAUGGUCAAUACGAAAAGGUCAAGAAACGAAGCAUUCAUCAAAGAAUCAAAUUUGACGAUAAAUAUCGUCAUAUAUGGAAGCGACUAAGAAGUGAACUUUUUUAAAAAGAAAUUUAUAAACCUGAUGACUGAUGACCAAGACUAGACUUAUAAGAACAAAAAAAGUUGCUGUUCGUUUUAGAUGACUCUGCAGUUAAGAGCAAAAUUAAAGUACAAAGUCGGCACUUAUAAAUUUUUAUAUAUAUGAUAUAUUUUUAGUGAUUU
Molecule: messenger RNA, 913 nt
Organism: Teleopsis dalmanni
Lineage: Eukaryota; Metazoa; Arthropoda; Insecta; Diptera; Diopsidae
Product: calmodulin-like
Exons: 2
Coding region: 90-593 (167 amino acids)
Molecular function (GO): calcium ion binding; enzyme regulator activity
Source: RefSeq, a predicted model, not a curated record